AUGUCAAACAAUCAUCUCUUCCCUACUUCAACUCGACGCUACCGAGCGCUCCUAUCUCGCGAUCCUCUGGCGCAUUCUUCAUUUAUCUAUAGCGUGAUCACGACCAAAAUAUAUUGUCGUCCCACUUGUCCCUCGCGCCUCGCACGUCGUGCUAAUAUUGUAUUCCACGAGACUGUGGAAGAAGCGGAGAAGGAUGGCUUCCGAGCUUGCAAAAGAUGUCGGCCUGAUAUUGAUGAGACGAGGAUCAAGAACAGAGCAGAUGGGGGUUUAAACCCAAAUAAUAGCGCUUCUGUGAACUUAAAAAUAAGUUCUAAGGCUGACGAAUUGGGUGAAAUGGGAAGAGGGAGAAGGAUGGUUGAUAAAGCCAUGAAAUUAAUUGAGAGCGAGCUGGCCAAUGGUGAUCAGAAAUGGACGAUAAAGAAAAUGGCAAAGGAACUAGGACUGACCGAAAGUCACUUUUGUAGAGUGUUCAAGAGAGAGACAGGUGGAACUUUCGGAGAAUACAGGGUGAAAGUCAUCGGGCAGCAGUCGGUGGAAAUGACUCAGGGCUAUGAGACGAUGGACAGCUGGAGUAUACCCACGGAUACUGAUCUGGUGUUCAACUGGAAUAGUUCCUGGAAUCAGAUUUACGACAUGAGCAACCCAGAUACCAACAUUUUGUCUUUUGAUCUUCACCCGACCAGUGUAUCUGACAUUCAUUCAGACGACGGAAUGCAGUUUUUGAACCUGGAGUGCUGUGAAGAUUGA
This is a messenger RNA of Botrytis porri, 747 nucleotides long. RefSeq lists its product as uncharacterized. The transcript has a single exon. Gene Ontology annotation, biological process: DNA repair; regulation of DNA-templated transcription. Lineage: Eukaryota; Fungi; Ascomycota; Leotiomycetes; Helotiales; Sclerotiniaceae. Bases 1 to 747 code for a protein of 248 amino acids. Gene Ontology annotation, molecular function: DNA-binding transcription factor activity; zinc ion binding; sequence-specific DNA binding. The record is from RefSeq and is a predicted model, not a curated record.